GCAAACUGCGAAUGAGAAGCCAACUUCGGCUUCGCCCAAAUACCUCACGUCCGCUGCGGUACGGGGCUCUGUUAUGUCGUCCCGUGUUUCAUAAUGUCUUCUCCUUACUUCGCGCAGAGCCGGUCUGUUGUCACCCGGAGUGGAAACCGAACUGCCGGCUGCAGACCCGCGGCCUCUCUGAGGUCCAGACUCACCAGCAGUCGCGGGAAUGCGGAUUCGCAAUGCUCGGCGGCGGUGAAGGUGGAGGUGGAGGUGGAUGAGGCGAGGCUCUCUCAGCCAAGACCCUCCUCGCUCUCCUUAUCGACGGGUGGGGGCCAUGGACUCCCGCAACCGGGAACUGUGCAGCCGAAAACAGAAACAGACGCUCUCCCGCUGUCUUCACACAGCCGCAGGAGGAGACAGCUAAAGGUGGAAUAUGACAAGGAUGAAGGUGUUUCACCGGUGAAGACCGAACACUGGGAACCUCCCAACUGGAAGAAACAAUUAGGAUUCAUUCGUGAGAUGAGGAGUGGCCGAGAUGCACCUGUAGAUAACAUGGGAGCAGAGAAAUGCUACGACACAGAAGCCCCUGCACAUGUGAGACGUUUCCAGGUGUUGGUGUCGCUCAUGCUGUCCAGUCAGACCAAGGACCAGGUGACAGCAGGAGCUAUGCAGAAGCUCCGAGCACACGGCUGCACCGUGGAAAAUAUAAUCAGUACUGGUGAUGAAACUCUGGGAAAACUCAUCUACCCUGUCGGCUUCUGGAGGAAUAAAGUGAAGUAUCUGAAGCUGACGUCAGCCAUGCUGCAGAAGGAGUUUGGAGGGGACAUCCCAAACAGCGUGGAGGGGCUGGUCCGGCUGCCGGGAGUUGGACCCAAGAUGGCUCACCUGGCUAUGGACAUCGCUUGGGACCAGGUGUCCGGAAUAGGUGUGGACACACAUGUGCAUCGCAUCUCUAAUAGGCUGGGCUGGCUCUGGAAGCCAACCAAGAACCCGGAGGACACGCGCAAGGCCCUGGAGGAGUGGUUACCCAGGGAGCUGUGGAGUGAGAUUAACUGGCUGCUGGUGGGUUUUGGACAGCAGGUUUGUCUACCCGUCAACCCUCUCUGCUCUGUGUGUCUGAACCAGCACAGCUGUCCAUCUGCCCACAAGAUCUCUCCGACAAAGAGGCCUAAAGCUGGAUCCCCACGCUCUCCGAGCCCAACGUCUUCCUUCAAAAUAAAAACCGAACCUGGACAGGAAUUUGCAGUUAAAGAUGAGAGGGCAGAGAAGGAGUCACUGCCCUCACCUCUGUCCCCCACCACGCAGAGGAGGAGGCUAAAAUCCAAGGUCGACCACUGAUUCAGUCAUCACAUGAGUUGUUGUCUGAGCUGUGACCAGAUGUUGCACACAGAGACACAUUAACUGAAAACAAGCAUACAAGCUAAAUAUUGUGAAUACUGUUCAUUUACAAUUCAUAUGAGACUAAAUAUUUUUGUACUGUUAGUGCCUUAGUUUAUUUACCAAAUAAAAAAUAGAUGUACUGAAACUGGAUGUAAAGGUCAUUCAUUUCACGUCAUCGAUUCCAAUAAGAGCGAGUUUGCAUGUUGUUUA
This is a messenger RNA of Xiphias gladius (swordfish), 1572 nucleotides long. It is a transcript of the gene nthl1, whose product is annotated as nth-like DNA glycosylase 1. Gene Ontology annotation, biological process: base-excision repair, AP site formation; base-excision repair; nucleotide-excision repair. Gene Ontology annotation, cellular component: nucleus. NCBI's taxonomy places the organism in Eukaryota, Metazoa, Chordata, Actinopteri, Istiophoriformes, Xiphiidae. Gene Ontology annotation, molecular function: 4 iron, 4 sulfur cluster binding; DNA-(apurinic or apyrimidinic site) endonuclease activity; oxidized pyrimidine nucleobase lesion DNA N-glycosylase activity. The coding region runs from base 94 to 1320 and encodes 408 amino acids. The transcript has 6 exons. The record is from RefSeq and is a predicted model, not a curated record.